Molecule: messenger RNA, 1390 nt
Organism: Brassica oleracea var. oleracea
Lineage: Eukaryota; Viridiplantae; Streptophyta; Magnoliopsida; Brassicales; Brassicaceae
Product: chorismate mutase 3, chloroplastic-like
Exons: 6
Coding region: 318-1256 (312 amino acids)
Biological process (GO): chorismate metabolic process; aromatic amino acid biosynthetic process
Cellular component (GO): cytoplasm
Molecular function (GO): chorismate mutase activity
Source: RefSeq, a predicted model, not a curated record
UCCAACAAAUCCCCAAAGAGAAAGCAGAGAGUUUCAAAAUCUGAGCCAAAGUCAUGGCUCAAAGACACAUCCCUUUAUUUUUUUGGACAGUCACCUUUCAUGACAGAACAUAAAGUUUAAAAGAAGCAUUAAAGCACUGUGAUUCCAUUACUCACCGAAUCUCUCUUCUGUCCUUUUUUCUUUCUCAUCCCCACCCCCAUUUUCUCUCCUUUCCCAUUUCUUGAUAUUAAUUUGUUGUCUUAACUUCUUCUUUCUCUCGUGAUUCUCCGGAUGCAAACCCGCAGAUUCAAACUGACAACAACAAGGUUCUAUCGCCGAUGGAGGCUAGGCUACUGACUAACCCCACUUUUUACAACUGGCCAAGACUUAGUCUCGCGCAUUAUUCUACACCUGUCACGUAUCUACCCGGUAAAUCAAGAUUUGGACUACCUGGCUCUCUUUCAUUCCGUCUCUCCCCAGCAACACCGAUCCGAUGCUCGAGGAGGGGGCUACGGGUGGAUGCGAGUGAGAGCUUGACACUUGAUAGCAUAAGACAUUCUUUGAUUCGUCAAGAGGACAGCAUUAUCUUCAACCUUCUUGAGCGAGCUCAGUAUCGUUACAACGCUAACACAUAUGACGAAGAUUCUUUUACUAUGGAAGGGGGAUCUUUGGUCGAGUUUAUGAUCAGAGAAACCGAACAGCUUCACGCUAAGGUGGACAGGUACAAAAGUCCAGAUGAACAUCCCUUCUUCCCACAAUGCUUGCCUGAGCCAGUCCUUCCCCCUAUUCAAUACCCACAGGUUCUACAUCAUUGCGCCGAUUCGAUAAACAUCAACAAGAAGGUGUGGAACAUGUAUUUCAAACACAUUCUUCCCAGACUGGUCAAGCCAGGGGACGAUGGUAAUAGUGGUUCAUCUGCUCUCUGUGACACAAUAUGUUUACAGAUACUUUCAAAGAGAAUUCACUAUGGUAAAUUUGUUGCUGAAGCCAAGUUUCGUGAAGAUCCAGCUACAUAUGAAACAGCCAUCCGAGAACAAGACCGGACACAACUGUUGGGACUUCUGACGUAUGAAACAGUUGAAGAGGUUAUCAAGAAAAGAGUUGAGGUCAAAGCCAAAAUUUUCGGUCAAGACAUAACAGUCAACGAUCCAGAAACUGGAGCUGCUGAUCCUUCAUAUAAAAUCAACCCUAGCUUAGUUGCUAAACUAUAUGGAGAAGGGAUCAUGCCGCUCACAAAGGAAGUCCAAAUUGAGUACUUGCUUAGGAGGCUGGAUUGAUGUUUAUCAAAGAAGAAGGAACCAUAUCAUUUGUAUUUGAUCUUAAUUUAUAAAAACUAUAAUGUGACAUAAGCACCGCAAGUUAGCUAGUUAAGUUGCCUGAUCAUCGAUUCUGCUAUCACCUCUUGGAGAAA